Abrus precatorius (Indian licorice) is the source of this 2138-nucleotide messenger RNA. RefSeq names its product protein RETICULATA-RELATED 1, chloroplastic-like. The transcript is spliced from 8 exons. Gene Ontology annotation, cellular component: chloroplast inner membrane. The record is from RefSeq and is a predicted model, not a curated record. Gene Ontology annotation, biological process: plant organ development. Bases 89 to 1711 code for a protein of 540 amino acids. NCBI's taxonomy places the organism in Eukaryota, Viridiplantae, Streptophyta, Magnoliopsida, Fabales, Fabaceae.
AUCUGGUUUCCUUGCGGAAAACUAGAGGCCAGGGUCUUGUGGGUUUGGUUAGCUCAAACACGGUGGAGGCAGAGAAGAGGCUCAAAGAAUGGCAGCAGAGUCACUGAGAGUAACCACUUCAUCUCUCUGCCAUCUCAAUGAAUCACAGAGGAGACCAACCCCACUCUCUCCGGUUCGCUUCAUGGGUUUUCGCCCUCAACCCUCUCACUCUCUCUCUUCAUCGUCUCUUUCGCACUUCUUCGGGAGUUCUCGAAUCAACCACAAUUCUUCCAAUUCACGCCAACUUGCUCCAAGAAGAAGAAACCAUUCUGUUUUCGCCUCCCAUGUCGAAAGCCACACAGCCUUUCACUUGGAGCGGUGUUUUGCAGCGCCGUCCGCCCCUUCCCCUUCGAUGAAGGGCCAGUACGGUGCCUUCGGUGCCGUUACCUUGGAGAAAUCGAAGCUCGAUUUAACGCAAAAGCAAAGCCAAUCCUCCCCCGAGCUAGACGUUGGGGGAGGUGGUGGAGAUAUUGGAAAAAAAAUCAACCAUGGUGGUGGUGAUGGAGGUGAUGAUGAUGGUGAUGAUGAUGAUUACUUUGAUGACUUUGAUGAUGGUGAUGAGGGAGAUGAGGGUGGCUUGUUUAGGAGACGGAUACUUCUUGAAGAGUUAUUUGACCGAAAAUUUGUGGAUGCUGUGUUAAAUGAAUGGCAAAGGACUAUGAUGGACUUGCCUGCUGGGUUUCGUCAAGCUUAUGAAAUGGGGUUGGUUAGCUCAGCUCAAAUGGUAAAAUUUCUAGCAAUCAAUGCUAGGCCAACCACCAGUAGGUUUAUUUCCCGAAAACUACCUCAAGCACUAUCGAGGGCUUUCAUUGGAAGGUUGCUUGCAGAUCCUGCAUUCUUGUAUAGGUUUCUAUUAGAGGAGGUUGCAACAAUAGGAUGCUCAGUGUGGUGGGAGUUUAAAAAUCGAAAAGAUAGGAUAAAGCAGGAGUGGGAUCUUGCACUUAUCAAUGUGCUCACAGCAGCAACAUGCAAUGCAGUAGUUGUUUGGUCCCUUGCACCUUGUCGAUCAUAUGGGAACACUUUUCGGUUUGAUUUACAAAAUACAUUGCAGAAGCUUCCUAACAACAUAUUUGAAAAGAGCUAUCCACUUAGGGAAUUUGACUUGCAAAAGAGAAUUCAGUGCUUUUUGUUCAAGGCUGCUGAGUUGUGCAUGGUUGGUUUGAGUGCUGGUGCAGUACAGGGUACAUUGUCAAACACUUUGGCAAGGAAAAAGGAAGGAAGCAGAUUAUCUGUGACAGUCCCAAGUGUAAGCAGCAAUGCACUUGGUUACGGUGCUUUCCUUGGAAUUUAUGCUAACCUGAGAUAUCAACUGUUAUGUGGAUUUGAUAGCGCGAUGAUGAGCCAUUUUGAUGUUAUUGGAGUUGCAUUGUUCUUUAGCACAGCAUUCAGGGCCUUGAACGUUCAAUUAGGAGAAACUUCUAAGCGUGCCUGGCUCGGAGUUGAGGCAGAUCCGCUGGCUCAGUCGGAUGACCUCUUGAAAGCUUACAACAGGACUUCUGAGAAUAUAGAAAAGCCGUCCUCAAAAUGGUUUAUAUCAAAAAAUGCAGUUGUUUCUGGGCUUGGGCUCCUGGGCAUCAAACAAGGGAAUGCAGAUGGGGCUGGCGCAGAAUCUACACCUAAAGCUCGGCGAAAAAGGGUUGUUCGGAAGAAGGUUGCUGCAGGUUCAGCUUAGUUUCUUCUGAUGUAAAUGCAGUCAUCCAAUUUUGCUGUUUGCUAGAGUUUGCUACUACUGGAGUGUCCUUGGCGGUUACUGGCUGCUCCCCACUUUAGUGGACCAAGAUUUUUCUUCACAUUAACUAAAAUUUGAGGAGGGUUAUGUUUUUAAAUUCUUUUUAGGGAUUCUUGUAUCGAUCCUUUGUGUUUUGCUACCUGAAUCUGUACUAUAUAUUUUUAAUUUUUCAAAUAAAGUAGAGCAAGUAUUUUUUCUUCCCUUGAUCCAAACACCUGACGUCCUUGUAACUUCAAUGCAGACUAAAAAAUGUAGUUCACAUACUCCUCUCCAGUCAAUGAUCUUCAAGUCAUAGAUCAUGUAAUGUCCCCAGCUUAUGUUCCGGAGACUCCUAAUCAUAUUGAUUAUAAAAUUCAACUUAUGAUUUUCG